AUGUCACGUCUGUGCAGCGAUCCUAGGUAUAACGAGGUUAUGAGAACGCAGUGUCCAAGGACGUGUGGUUUUUGUGGAGUUGGAGGAACGACCUUUGCACCUCCACUAACAGGAGUAUGUCAAGAUCUUGUGAAUCCUGCGACAGGAAAAUCCGAUUGUGGAUCGCGUGUCUCGCUUUGCAAGGAUCCGAUCUAUCAAACGCUUAUGAGCCAGCAAUGUCCAAGAACUUGCGGUUACUGCUAUCAGUAG
This is a messenger RNA of Cooperia oncophora, 249 nucleotides long. The record is from the annotation of a GenBank genome assembly. Lineage: Eukaryota; Metazoa; Nematoda; Chromadorea; Rhabditida; Trichostrongylidae.